UCUACGCACGACAGAGUCCACGUUCCCGUACAAUUCCGCGACUCGCUGGCAUACUGACCCAUUUCCCAGCAUUGUUGCUCCAAGCGUCUUGCAAUUCCUCCGGAGCUUCGACACGGCCAAUAUUCUGAUCAAUACACCAAACGCCCUCGACGUCGCCAUGUCUUCUGCCAAGUACCGGUAUUGCGCCUUCCUGGAUCCCUCCACAGGCCUCGAAAGGAUCGGGAGUUUGGACGGCGAGCAAAUCCAGCCGCUCGCCUUCUCCUCCGGUGCGCCGCUCUCCAGCCUAUACGAAGUUAUUGCCAUCGAUGAAGCAACCAUCCGCCCAUACUCUGACCCCUUGCCGCGCGCCUCGACGAAACUGCUCGCUCCCAUCAACGGCCGCGACAUCCUGUGCGUCGGCAAAAACUACGCCGAGCACGCCGUCGAGUUCAACAAGUCGGGCUUCGACAGCUCGGACAAGACCGACCAGCCCACGCACCCGGUCAUCUUCACCAAGCGCUUCACCUCCAUCAUUGCGGAUAGCGAGGAGAUGCUGGCGCAUUCUGGUUUUACGGACAGCGUUGACUUUGAGGGCGAGCUCGGCGUCAUCAUUGGGAAGCUGGGGUUUCGCAUCGCCCAGGCUGACGCGAUGAAGCACGUCUGGGGCUACACGAUCAUCAACGAUAUGACGGCACGGGAGAGGCAGCGCGACCACAAGCAGUUUUAUAUUGGCAAAUCGCCCGAUACGUUUUGUCCUAUGGGUCCAGUGGCCAUUCCUGCCGAUCGUUUCUCCGAUGCUCUCCGCGUACAAACAAGAGUGAAUGGCGACUUGCGCCAAAAUGCCACCACUGACAGCCUCAUCUUCAGUAUUCCUUAUCUGGUGAAGACUUUGUCCGAAGGCCAGACGCUCAUGCCGGGCGAUGUGCUGGCGACCGGAACGCCUGCAGGCGUGGGCAUUGGGCGUACACCACCAGUGUAUCUCCAGCCUGGAGACGAAGUCGCCGUGUCGAUCGAAGGCAUCGGCACCCUCACCAACAAGAUUGCAGCACAGUCUGCAUCCAAUCCAACUCUGCGUCGCGUACAACAAUACCAUGACAGCAUGCUACCGAUAGCCAACGCAACCAAGACUUUGAACGCGAACGUAGGCCUGACUACGAUCGGCGGGAAGCCUCUGAAAGUCUUCCGCCGCGGCAUCGACCACGGCUCUCCGGCCGUCUUCAUUCACGGACUCGGCGGCACCUCUGAUUACUGGAGCCCGCUGAUCCAGGCGGCAGGCCUGGAAAAGAGCCAUGCGUUGCACCUAUUCGACUUCGAGGGCCACGGGCUAUCACCCACGUCCGCGCUAUCGGAAAUCAGCAUCGCCUCGCUGGCUGCGGACGUCAAGGGCGUUUUCGAUCAUGCGGGCAUUACUGGCGGUGCGACGCUCUUCGCUCAUUCCAUGGGCUGCCUGGUCGCCAUCCGCUUCCUCUUGGACCAUCCGCAGCUCGUCAGUAGACUCGUCCUCGUCGGGCCGCCGCCGAUUCCCCUCCCCGAAGCCGCCAGCAAGAACAACCACGCGCGCGCCGCACUCGUGCGCAAAGAAACCAUGGCCGCGGUCGUCGAUGCCGUCGUCAGUGCCGGAACGUCCGCCAAGACGCAAGCGAGCAACCCUGUUGCCGUCGCUGCCGUGCGCAUGUCUCUGCUCGCGCAGGACCCCGAGGGCUACGCAAAGGCCUGUAGUGCGUUGGCUGGUGCGACUGACAUUUUGGAUCUCGGCGCCAUUCAGACCGAUACGAUUAUCGUGACGGGUUCCGAGGACAAGGUGAGCCCGCCGGCGCUAUGCGAGGAAUACGGCAAGAAGUUGAAGAAGUGCAAGAGCGUCACGGUGCUGCAAGACGUGGGCCAUUGGCACGUGUUUGAAGAUGUGCAGGGCGUUGCGAACAGCCUGAAGGCAUUGUGUUGAAGGCCUGGAGGGAUGGGCAUGCGUCUUGCAGAGAUGUAUCUAAGAUA
This is a messenger RNA of Neohortaea acidophila, 1968 nucleotides long. RefSeq lists its product as uncharacterized. The transcript is spliced from 3 exons. Gene Ontology annotation, molecular function: acetylpyruvate hydrolase activity. Lineage: Eukaryota; Fungi; Ascomycota; Dothideomycetes; Mycosphaerellales; Teratosphaeriaceae. The record is from RefSeq and is a predicted model, not a curated record. Bases 158 to 1921 code for a protein of 587 amino acids.